Messenger RNA from Trypanosoma conorhini, 765 nucleotides. RefSeq lists its product as uncharacterized. The record is from RefSeq and is a predicted model, not a curated record. NCBI's taxonomy places the organism in Eukaryota, Euglenozoa, Kinetoplastea, Trypanosomatida, Trypanosomatidae. The coding region runs from base 1 to 765 and encodes 254 amino acids. The transcript has a single exon.
AUGGGACGAACGGGCGGCGGUGACCCGGACGUUGAGGGUUUGAUGGCAAACGCCGUCGGCUUUGCGGCGCACAGGCAACGGCGGGAGGGAAAAAAUACGCGCCACUGGGGGAGGCGCCCCGUCGAUGGCGGCGUUGCCCGCGAUGUGAAUCGCGGCGACCCGCCGCCUCCGCACCGCGGCAUCUCAUUGAACCAGCUGUUUUCUACUGAGCCGCUGCGGCGUGAGGCUCUGGUCAGGCCAAACACUGGCAGCCUGGGCCCGAGCGUGGACGCCGACGACGCUGCGGAUGAGGAUGGGAUGACGGCCAUUCAACGCCUCAUUGACUCUCAGUACGACUCGUGUGUAAGCAAAACCGGAAGCCGCGGGGGCGGCAGUAAGGCCCGUGACGACGGUGGUGAGCUUCACGGCAGUUUUUUAGAUGGGCGACUUAGUUGGUGCUCUUCGUUGCCGCCACGGCCCCUACAGCGUGCAAAGGGGCGCGCGUCCGAAGAGGCCUGUGUGCGUCUUGGAGACCUUGAGGCUGCGAAGACUUCUCAGGUUACGGCUAGGCGGGAGAGCUGCAGUGUGGGGGUUCAGUGUGACACGCGGGCCGCAGCGACGGCUGUGGAGCUGCAGCAGUUAGAGCAACUCCGCCAGCAAACCCUCGCUGGCGACCCUGAGAGCGUGGCUCACUUUCUUGCGCGACGCAUUCGUGCGCUUGAGCUGGAUCGCUUCGGGCACUCGGCAGCGUUUACCUCCGCUUUGCUGCAGAAGACACUGUUGUAG